Molecule: messenger RNA, 2879 nt
Organism: Sorghum bicolor (sorghum)
Lineage: Eukaryota; Viridiplantae; Streptophyta; Magnoliopsida; Poales; Poaceae
Product: probable mediator of RNA polymerase II transcription subunit 26b
Exons: 9
Coding region: 914-2521 (535 amino acids)
Cellular component (GO): nucleus
Source: RefSeq, a predicted model, not a curated record
GUCUCUUUCUCCCAGCAAUUCCGCCAUCCCCUGCGGCUUGAGCACGGCCGGGUCCUGCCCUUCGCCUUCGCUUCUUCCUGGUAAAAAAAAAAAAGACAGAGCUUCUAGUCCACUAUAGACGAAAGGUCGCAGGGAACGGAGGGGCGAGGCGGCGGUGACGCCACGAACGCGCAGUUUGUUACUGCAAUCGCAGCUGCUAGUGGUGGCGAGGCCGCAUGGGCCAUGGGAGGGUGAGGGAGAGGGAGUAGUAGUUGCUGGUGUUUGGUGGCCGCGUAGGUCUCGUGGGUUUGCGUACCCUGCCGAUCCCCGUCCCUAUCCGCCCCGUCUCGUCAGGCUCCUCUCUCUUCAACUUCACCUUCCUUCCUGGCUUUCCUCCCCGCUUCCUUCUUCCGCAGGGGUCAGCCAGCCAGGCCAGAUAAGAUUUGCUCUGCUUUGGUUAGGCUACCGCACCGCCGCGCCGCGCUGUGCUGGGCUGGGCUCCGGGGUGGGGGUUGUUGAAACCGUCAAGGAACGGGGACGUGGGGUGGGGGCCAAGGAAGGUGACGCUGGUUUCUUCGUCGAUCGAUCCCUUCCGCCUCCCUCCGGAUUCGCUCUGUGUUCUUGUUCCUCCGCUGUUUCUCGAUUGAUUGGUUGGGUGAUUCUGCCCUGCCCCCCGCCGCGGAUUCGGUGGAAUCUGAUUCGCCGUUGGACGGGCGGGAGAGAUUGGAUUCUUCUUGGUGCUGGUGCCGGUGCGCGCGGCGUAAUAAUCUGAUAAGAAAAAGGAAAAGAUAGAAGAAGCAGGAAGGGAGGAGCAUCGGUUCUUGGUUGUGCUGGUGGGAAUCGCGGUCGGGGGAGUCCGAUCUUGGCGACGCGGGGAGGUCUUCCUCUUCCCACGGAGCCCCGGCGGGGACCGGCGGCGACCACGGCCACGGCGAUGGCCGACGGGCUGGAUCGGUGGCGCGACUUCUUCCGUGGCGCCGGCGCCGGCAUCUGCGACGUGAUCGAGAACGCCAUCCUCGUGGCGGCGGCCGACGCGCCGCGGGAGCUCCUGCACCGCCGCGACCGCAUCGCCGAGAGGCUCUUCACCACGCUCCGCCGCGACGCGGCGCCGCCGUCCUUCGGCAGCGCCGCGGCGUCCACCACCCCGGCCACUCCCGUUGAGGAGGACAAGGGCAGCGUGCGACGCGUCGCCGAGAAGGAGUGCAAGGUCGACAGCAGCAGCAACGGUGCCCACGGCGGUGGCGGCCAUGGCCACGGCGAUGAGGACGAUGACUCUGACUCUGACGACGAGCGCCUCCGCCGCGCCGCGGCGAGCAACUACGGCCACAGUUACGAUGAUGAUGACGAAGAUGACGACCAACAGCAGGAAGAUGAGCAGCAGCACGCCGCGGAUGAUACAGAAGAAGGGAAAGAAGAAGAAGACCACGAGGCUGAGGAGCUUGAGGCGCUCACCAAUGAGAUCGAUGAGGAGUCUCAGAUCGUCGGCGAGGUCAUCCGCAUCAAGGAACUCCUCUUGCACAAGGAAGAUCAUUCGGAUGCCACUUUGUUCGAAUCACUGAGGAGGCUGCAGUUGAUGCAGUUGUCUGUCUCUACGCUAAAGGCUACUGAGAUUGGAAGAGCCGUUAAUCGGCUGCGGAAACACAACUCACAAGAGAUUCGGCACCUUGUGCGCACUCUCAUUGAAGGUUGGAAAGUUUUGGUUGAUGAAUGGGUCAGUACUACAAAUGCUGCCCUGGCAGAGAACUCCCCUGGCUCUUCAAAUCCUUCCGUUGUGGAUGAAGAAGAAGAAGAAGGGCUUCCUUCUCCACCUUUAGACGAAGGGGCCUUCUUUGCUACCCAGACCACUUCUAUUCAACUCUCUGAGUUUUUUGAUGAAAUGGAUGAAGAUGGAAAUUUGAGACAUAAUAAUGACAUGAGCCUUGGAAGCAAGAGGGGUAAUAAUGGUGGGAGACUUGCAAACCAUUCAGCAGUUGCAAGGCAAGAGCCUCCUCGUUCUUCUCCUGGAGUUGUCGAAAAAGUUCAAUCCAGGAGGCCGGAAUUGGCAAGGCAAGAGCCACCAAUGAGGCAAGCAAUCCCACAAAACCCCCCAAGUUCAAGUUUGCAUGCCAAACCUCAUGGCGUGCUCAACAAGCAAUCUAAUCCCUCAAGUUAUGAAUCUGGACCGGGGAGACCAUUAAAGGCAGCUCAGCAGAGACCACUUGGUGACAUGAAACCUAAACAGACUCGAGAGCACAUUGCAAUUGAAAGAAAACCUAUGGCAAGCCAGAUGGAUAAAUCAAGGCUUGGCACUCAAUCUUCGGCAGGAGCCAAGCUAGAGUUGGCAAAGCCAAAGGUUUAUGAUGAUGGUUUGGAUAAUAACAGGAAGUUGGAAGCGGCAAAGCGAAGGCUCCAGGAGCGUUACCAGGAAGCGGAGAAUGCCAAAAGGCAACGCACGAUACAAGUAAUGGAGCUGGGUGACAUACCAAAGCCCAAGCAUCAAAACAGACAACCGAUGGUGAAGUCCAGGAAUAACCUUAGGAAUUGGGCGAAUGGGCGGCGCUAACUCCUCUGUGAUUUUUUUGACCUCACUUGAUGAAUUGUUGCCAUGCCUGCCUUGUCCGAUCAUGCGUUUAUGCUCAUUCAAGAGCAGCUGAAACCAGCUGCCAGGACUAGAACAACUUUUUUUUUGAACAGAACCUCCAAUGGAGGGUUUCCCCAUGAAGUCGCAGGAGUCGCACUUGAUGCCAAGAGUGAAGCUCCUGCGGUAGGAGAGUUUAGCCAUGUCUGGAUAAUUGUAGAGUGGACAUGUAGCUCGAUUUGUAUCGGCUGGUUCUUUUCUUCUUAAUUUCUUCUUCAAAGGAAGCUGUAGAUACCAGAUAGAAUAAUCAGCAAUAUUUGGUACAUCCCUUUCCCUACCUUCA